Malassezia pachydermatis is the source of this 1662-nucleotide messenger RNA. RefSeq lists its product as hypothetical. The transcript has 2 exons. Lineage: Eukaryota; Fungi; Basidiomycota; Malasseziomycetes; Malasseziales; Malasseziaceae. Bases 1 to 1662 code for a protein of 553 amino acids. The record is from RefSeq and is a predicted model, not a curated record.
AUGGUCGUUCGGCGGCGAUCAGCGCGUGCGCCAGGGCGCGCAUCACCUACGUCGUUGCCCUCCAAGAAGGAUACAUUGACUGCAUCGAAAGAGACGAACGAUACAGAAAAGCCAGCGGUGGCAUUGAAGGCAGAGGAUGCUCAGCGCCUUCGUACGAUCCUCAACGCCACGGCCCCUACCUUACUCACUAUGCCUCUCCCUCAUCGGGAUGGUGUCACACUUCAAGCGCUUCUUGAGGCCACGCCAUGUGACUUGUACGAGAUCUGGGACAGUCUACGAGCCAGCCAGCCAGCGACGUCCCGCCAAAGCGCAGAGACACAGACUGGUGUUUUGCUGGCGGAACAUAUGCUCAUGGAGCUAGCAAAGAACUAUGUCUCAGGUAUACGUGAGCAACCCUCCAUGUCCGCCUACGCACUGCACAUGACGCUGCCUUCCGGGGAGUACUUUACCAAUGCCGUCCACUUGGACGAAAAACAGGCAGAGUCGUUAUCGCGUGGCUACGCCGACUUAGUAGCCAUUGCUCCACCCAUUCGCACCGAGAGCGUGGUAACGCUUGGCGAGCGUGUCCGCUCUGGGCCCCCGCCCAGCAUACCCACACAACCGCGAGGUCCGAUCAUGCAUGCCUCGACAUUCCGGUCGUACGGAGCCUAUGGAUCGUCGUUGGGCCCAUCGUCCGAUUCGACGGGGCAAACGCUACGUGCCAGACCUGCUGAGCUGGUAUGGCAGAUGCAGCAACGUACAACGCAUCGUCGUACACCUCGAUGGGGCGCGCCUUUAGCGGCUGCAGUGGAUCGAGCCUACCGGACAGAUCCCGCUUUGGAGGCGAUGGAGACAGACAACGACAACGACGACAACGACGAAGAGGAAGAGACAGAAGAGACGACCUCCCAUGCGCUCGCUACAGAUGCAGCUGCGUUGGAUCCUGCAUUGGAUGCGGCGCUAUUGGAGCAAGCCCUGGAUACACUGGAGAUCGAUCACAUGCUCAGCGCCAAUGCGGCGCGUUUGGACGAGCUGCAAGAGCUGCAGUGGCUGCGUGUGCGCAUGGACUAUGGCCAUGCCACGUCGGAGCAGGCAUCGCGGCGGGAGCAAGAGUUGGCAGAGACUCUUCUUGCCUCGUUGGUCGGCCUACUGUGCCGCCUGCCGCCCUCGGCGCUGGGCACGGCAGUGGCGCGCCAUGGCCCGCUAUGGCACAUGACGCAAACAGCCUUGGCCUCCUCGCUCGCAAAACCGAGCCAGGUGCCGGGGUACUGGGGCACAGUGCCAGAGGGGUAUGCGGGCGUACGUACGCAGGUGACAUUAGCGCCGCCACCCAGCGCUACCGAUCCAUCCACGACGCCUACGCCGACGUGGGCGGCCCUGGUACGGCCUCGAGUCGUCGUCACAAACGAGACAGCCCGGCCUACGUCUGCUACGGUGCCGCUUCUCUCCUCGUACGACCAGUUCCAAGGCUCACCAGUUGUCGCUGUGAAAGCUAUGAUGACACAAGCAAGGCCCCCACCGCCGACGCCGGCCUACAUGGGCGUGGGCCGCCCCCCGCUGGGCUACCUACCUUCGCAAGCCCCAUUCUCGACGAUGCCUCGUCCACCUACGAACGUAGCCCCGAUUGUACAACCGGCUCGCGUCGUGCCAGGCUCCGUCGCACGGCCGCCGCUGCCGAACUAA